Culicoides brevitarsis is the source of this 2492-nucleotide messenger RNA. RefSeq names its product menin (gene Mnn1). The record is from RefSeq and is a predicted model, not a curated record. Gene Ontology annotation, molecular function: Y-form DNA binding; chromatin binding; transcription cis-regulatory region binding. Gene Ontology annotation, biological process: negative regulation of cell population proliferation; negative regulation of cell cycle; regulation of transcription by RNA polymerase II. The coding region runs from base 41 to 1870 and encodes 609 amino acids. The transcript has 5 exons. NCBI's taxonomy places the organism in Eukaryota, Metazoa, Arthropoda, Insecta, Diptera, Ceratopogonidae. Gene Ontology annotation, cellular component: histone methyltransferase complex; chromatin; nucleus.
GUACACAAUAAAAAAAAUCCUAAAAUAAAAAUGUCGAAAUAUGACGCAGAAUAAAAAAGUGAUAGAACAAAGUUAUUUUCCGCUAAAAACAAUCGAAAAUGUCGUAAAUUUGUUCAGGCACCAGCUGGAAAGCGACCAAGAUGAGCCAGAUUUGACGCUGUUGUCGCUCGUGGCGGGUUUCAUCGAAAAUUAUCUCGCCACAGACCAGAAAAUCGAGGAAUUUCCCAUCAUAAAUUACGGCGACAUUGCCUCGCUCUACAAGAAAUUCCAGCAAAUUUUGUCGUCAGUCGAGCCCGCGGCACGGGGCACGACCAAAAAUGCCUUUGCGACGCGCGAAAUCAUCAAAAAAGUCAGCGAUAUCAUCUGGAACAGUCUCGUACGAUGGAACAAGAAAAGCGAUCGCGCUCAUUUACAAAGUUUGUAUACAUUUCUGAACGGCAACAAGCUCGAUUGUUUCGGGACGGCGUUCGCCGUUGUCGCGGGAUGCCAAAUGCUCGGGUACAAAGAUGUUCAUUUGGCCAUCAGUGAGGACCAUGUUUGGGUGGUGUUUGGCAAAACGGGCGAGGAAACGAUCGAAGUUACGUGGCACGGCAAAGUUUUCGAAGAUAAACGCGGAAGCAGCGUCGGGCCCGGGAUCGAGAUGCAAACAUGGAAAUAUGUGAAUGGGAAUGCCGUGAUAUGUGAUAGAAAAAUGGAAGUGGCAGCGAUUGUGUCGAGCAUAAAUCCGAGUUUGAGUGCGUCGACGAUGUGUGUCGAGCUUGCCGACUUGCAACAAAGACUUUUGUGGCUGUUGUACGAUCAGAAUGUAUUAAAGUACUAUCCAAGUGGCUUAGGAUGUCUGGGUGAGCUGGAAGAAGUUUCGCCGACGCCGGGACGUCAAACGUGCGAAGAGCUGUACCAUGAAUCUAUCGCAACUGCUCGAAAAAUGUACAAAAAUCAUCAUGUGUAUCCCUAUUGCUAUGCGGGCAGCUACUAUUUCCGCCAGUCAAACUUCAAAAUGGCUCUUAAGUCGUGGGCGGAUGCUGCGGAAGUGAUUCGAUUUUACAACUACCAUCGUGACGAUGAGGAAAUUUAUAAGGAAUUCUUGGAAAUCGCGAAUGAGCACAUUCCAUACAUCAUGAAACAGGAAAGUUCGGGGCAUUCAGCGCACAGUAUUCUCAGAUCAGCACAGUCUUUUGGUGAUUUAUUGAGGUUCUACGACGGCAUCUGUCAAUGGGAAGAGGGAAGUUUAACGCCCAUCCUUCACAUUGGUUGGGCCAAGCCUCUCGUGAACAACAUUUCCAAGUUCGAGUACGACGUUCGAUCGCAGCUAACGAUCAAAGUGGCCGAUUUCGACGAACAAAAGCUCGAAGGAGGUGUCAGUCCACGUAGCGAGAACAACAAUAACAACAACAACAACAACAUCGUCAAAGCUGAUCAUGAUGCCACGACUACAAAAGAUGCAAAAGACGAUAAAUUGAGCAGUAUUGUAGCGGCAUGCGGCGAAAAAAUACUAAAUCCCGAGUUUUUGUUGCAAGGCGGCGGAAAACUCUUCACCGAUGGCAAGGGAGACGAAAGUGUGAACAACGUAAAAAACGAGGCGAAGAAAAAUGGCGAUGAAAAAACGACAACCGCAGUGAAAGAUGAAGCGAAAGAAGUAAUUCAAAAGGAAACGGAGCCCAUGAAGCCUCUCGAACCGGAAGUUUGUCUCUUUAGUCAGAAGAUGAAGGGACUGCGGGAGAUAUUUUUGGCGGAAAAAUUAAACACAAACGCAAUUUCGCUGCAAAUAACGGCACAAAGUCAGGUAAGUGCGAAGAAACCGCGCGGCAGUGGUUGCUACGGCAGCGAAUUCGACUUGACGAGUCGACCAAAAAGGGCGCGACGAGACUAAAAAUCUCGCAAAUCAAUCAAAACUUUAAUUUUUUUUCUAGUAGCGUAAGGAAUUAUUUAUUAUUCUUUGUCGUCUUUAUUCAAUUUUUAAAUUAUUAUUCGAAUAAUGUUGGAGACGAGGCUUACUUGGAGCUUCGUACGUAGAAAAAAUAACUUUUAAGGAUCAAUAGACAUUAAAAACUCUAAAUAUUUAAAUUAUAAGGAGAUACAUCACAGAAGUUAAGAAGUAAAAAGGCUGUAAUCGCAUAAUCGUAUGCAAUAGGGCUGCGAUUUAAAACAAGAAAAUUAAGUACUAAUAAUUAUAAGACAAAAAAAAAAUUAAAAAAAAAACAAGCAGAGCUAAAAAGUAAGGAAAACGGAAUGUGGUGCUAUGUCAGAUGUCACUUUUGAUGUCACGGAAAAGUUAGUUAUGCUUGGCUGCGAUGAUAAGUGAAACUAAAAGGCGCUUUUUUGUAGGAUUUAAGGAUGAAUUAAUGAGAAAAAACUAAUCAAAUGACGAGUAAAUAAUGAGAUUGUUGAGAAAAUGUGUUGAUUCGAAUAGAUUGUUUGUUUGUUCGUACAGAAUUUUGAAUUGUUAUUGUUGUUGUUUCGUUUUUUUUUAAAUUAUUUUUGGCAUGAGAAGC